Molecule: messenger RNA, 2752 nt
Organism: Anoplopoma fimbria (sablefish)
Lineage: Eukaryota; Metazoa; Chordata; Actinopteri; Perciformes; Anoplopomatidae
Gene: kitlga
Product: kit ligand a
Exons: 10
Coding region: 289-1098 (269 amino acids)
Biological process (GO): cell adhesion; positive regulation of cell population proliferation
Cellular component (GO): plasma membrane
Molecular function (GO): cytokine activity; stem cell factor receptor binding
Source: RefSeq, a predicted model, not a curated record
AGAUGGGCUAGAUGCCACACGCCGUUAGCCUGCAGGUUGCAAAGGUUGAAAGUUUGAUUUCCAAUUUGUCGUCGUUGUUCUUCCUCCUCCUCCUCCUCCUCCUCUCCUCCUUCUCCUCCUUCUUCUUCUUCUUCUUCCUCUUUGGGGCUCUGUUUCUCCUCUGCUCGGAUACUGCGCUGACUUAAGCAUUGGAUAUGUGCACACAGGAUGAUGACAACCCCUUUCCUCCCCGUAGAAGUAAAAUAAAAUAGGCUUUCGCACACACUGGAUUUACUCCUGUCGUUCCAUAUGAAGAAGCCAAAAAUUUGGAUACGCGUCUGUGUCCAUAUACUGCUGUUCAUCACGCUUGGGGUACAUUCAAGUAAAUUUGACGUCAACCCAGUGACAGAUGACAUCUCUAGACUCUCUAUUUUGAGACAAAAUAUUCCUAAAGAUUACAAAAUUCCUGUACACUACGUUCCAAAAGAAGAGGGAGGGAUGUGUUGGGUAAAAUUAAACGUCUUCUACUUGGAGGAGAGUUUACAAGAUUUAGCACAUAAGUUUGGAAACAUUUCAUCCAACAGAAAAGAUAUUAGCAUAUUCAUCCAAAUGCUCCAAGAACUGCGGAUCAACAUGGGGAAUCUGGAGUCCAUCAUGUUAGAGUUCCAGUGCCACUACAGGGAAGAGAGGUGGCAGACAGCGCGAUACUUUGACUUUGUCAAAGACUUCCUUAUAGCUGCACAGAAUAAAGAAGAUUCAGAUGACUGUGAUCCUGCCCCCUGUCCCACAACACCAUACACAGUAACAACAGAAGAAUAUUUAAAAGUAUCACCACCGUCCAGCAGUAAAGACACCGAGUGUGCAACAGGCUGCAACCCACAUUUUGCAACGAGUUCCCUGUCUGAAGUGGUGGAGCGAAGCCUUCUCUCCUUACUGUUCAUUCCACUCCUAGCUCUCGUAUUCCUGCUCGUGUGGAAGGUCCGAUCGUGUCGGAACGAGGAGGAUCUGGAACAGAACCCUGGAGAAGGUGGACUCUUCACAGGAACGGAAGGGACUGCACCUCCACUAGAUGCUGAAAUAUCAGAAAAAAACAUGUUGAACGUCAUUGAAAUAGUGUAAUAACGCUUCUACCCUUCGAUGUUCGUCAGCGUGACUGGACUCUACUCUUUUCCCCCUGUUGGUGUCCAGAAGUGAUGAACAAAAAAAAACAAACACAAAGCUAAUUUCCGUGGCGCGAUCUCAAAAGGUAAACGGCUUUGUUUGUUGACUGCUCUCCGGAUGUAACGGUCACAAUUGCCUUUCUUGUAAGACUGCAUUAACCCCGCGCUUCUGAAAAAGACUAAGAUUUUGGCUUAGCGUAGCCACCCUCACCUCAACCCCGACCAACUGGACUCUCUGGCUCCCCCAAAAUCGUCCACCAGAACCUGCUGCUCCAUGAACUCUUUGGGGUAGGACUCCCCCCCACCCCUCUUCAGUACGUUGCAACAGUCUGCCUGUGGUUUUUUUGGACCCACCAGUUCAUCUUCGAACAAGCGAUGCAGGGAGUGACUGACGCUGGUUAUCUCCUGUCUGAACUGAGGCAUGAAUUACUACCUCCGCUGACCCUCACGUUAACCAACGUCCUUCAACAGCUCUACGGUUUCACACUCAGUCCGGGGUUCCCCCUAAAGAAUAUAAUGUCAAACAUUGUAGUUCCAAGUUGUAGUCACGUUGUCUGGUUUCAGGCCGGUACCCAUGGGGGUGUGUGAGAUGUAUUUAUUUAUUGGUGGCAGCACUGAGCUGCUGCUGUUGAUACAACUGAGAUGUUUCAAGCAAUCAUUUAAGAGCACCUCUACUAAUGGGUCACAUUUAAAGAACAAUCUAUAUACUAACACAUCGUAAACUCCCCAAAAAUUAUGUAAAGAAUGAACUCAUUCCUGAACAAGUUACAUUUCCUGUUAUGAUGUUGCUGUUGUCGGUAUAUAUGACUCGGGUGAUUUAGGUUGUGCGAACGGAUUACAUGGAGAUCAAAACACAUAUGUACAAAAAUAUGCUGCUUUGACUAACUUACAUUUAGACCAUUGAAAUCUGCGAUGACAUUCUGCUAACGAGUAUCAGGGAUGAUGUCUGUGUAUCCAGUUUCUUUUUUUUUUUUUUUUUAUUAAAAAAACAGUAAAUUCAGAACGUAGGUGUUAGACGCAUGUAAGACAACGACUGGCCUCCCAUAGUGAAUGAUAGCUCUAUAAUGCCUUUAUUAUUAAUAUUAUUAUAGUUUUUUUUAUUAUCUCACCUUUUAUGCUUGCAAAGCAAAGACUGUUUCGAUGGCCAUUCCUUGAUGAAAGGAUAAUAAACUAAAUCGUUUAAAAAUUGUAUAAAGAGAGCAAAAUAAUAAGACUGAUUAUACAAAUGCUAUGUAAUAUAACUUUUUUAAAACCUAUAAAUUCUUGACCUGUUCACUCAAUUACCAAAUAUACUCUCAAAUCCAACCGAUUAGCUCGGACUGUUCGCUCAUAUGGUUCAACCUGUUCUUACAAAUUUUGCCUUUGUCCAGUAUCAGUGUUGUGCUUGCAUAAUAAAACCCACUACAGACAAUCUGACAAAGCUAGUUAGUGCAUUCAUCAAGACUUAAAUGCUAAUGAAAUGCUGAAGGAUGAUACCACUGUUUGUGAAAUUUUACAGACACGCACCUUAUUUGUUUUCGCAAUCCACAUGGGAAUGCCGUGCAGACCUAGAUAUCAAUUUUGCCUUAAAGUUGCGCCAUUACACCCUGUCAAGGGAAGUGCAUUGUUUCUCG